Messenger RNA from Magnusiomyces paraingens, 552 nucleotides. RefSeq lists its product as uncharacterized. Gene Ontology annotation, cellular component: nucleus; spliceosomal complex. Gene Ontology annotation, biological process: mRNA splicing, via spliceosome. The transcript has 2 exons. The record is from RefSeq and is a predicted model, not a curated record. NCBI's taxonomy places the organism in Eukaryota, Fungi, Ascomycota, Dipodascomycetes, Dipodascales, Dipodascaceae. The coding region runs from base 1 to 552 and encodes 183 amino acids.
AUGCCAAAGAUACGUACUGUUCGAAGUAAGAAGCCACCUGCUGGGUUUGACGAAAUUGAAGAUACAUUACUUGACUUUGAAGUCCGACUGAAAGACGCCGAGUCUAAAUCCAAGAAAGCCACUGCUGGACAAUCUGUUUCCUUGUCAGAAGGCUUGUGGCCCAUUUACCAAUUACACCAUCAACGAAGCCGUUACAUUUACGAUCUCUACUACACCAAGGAUAGAGCCAUUUCAUCUGAGCUCUACUCAUGGCUGCUGAAAAAUAGAUAUGCUGAUGCCCAGCUUAUAGCGAAAUGGAAGAAGCAAGGCUACGAGCAUUUGUGUUGCCUGCGAUGUAUUCAGGGGAAAGAUAAUGUGCAUGGGACAACAUGCAUUUGCCGAGUCCCCAAGGCCCAACUGACUAAACGCAUAGAACAGGAAGAGGCUAAGGAAAGUGAAGAUGAUGAUGAGGGCGAAGACAAGAAGAAGAAAAAGAAGAAAAAGAACAAGGAAAGUGUCAAGAGUAUACAAUGCGUAACGUGCGGGUGCAGAGGAUGUGCAUCUACUGAUUAG